Molecule: messenger RNA, 1449 nt
Organism: Sclerotinia borealis F-4128
Lineage: Eukaryota; Fungi; Ascomycota; Leotiomycetes; Helotiales; Sclerotiniaceae
Source: the annotation of a GenBank genome assembly
AUGGGCAAGAUGGUUAAGAUGGCAGAAUUUAAAACGAAUGAUGGGGUUAUCAUCAAAUAUAUCGAUACAGAUUCUAAGAAUGAGGGAGGGAAGGAGUGGUUGGUUCUUCUUCACGGCUUCACUGGCUCAUCAGCUGUUUGGCAACGCAACAUCCAUGCUUUAUCGGAGCAAUAUCGCGUUCUUGCACCGGAUCUUAGAGGUCAUGGAGAGAGUGGAAAACCGAAGCAUGGAUAUCAUGUUAGUCGACUCGCGAUGGAUUUACACGAACUUACACAGCACAUUAUCAACUCAUCAUCUACCAGCCAAAAGGACACCAUCUCCAAUAACCAAUUCAUGGCUAUUGGCGGUAGUCUCGGUUGUGCGAUUCUCUGGAGUUAUGCCGAACUCUUUAGCACGAGAGCAUUCAAGAAAAUGAUCUUUGUGGAUCAAAGUCCAUUGCAGAAUUUGACGUUGGAUGGAUGGGAUAGUCGAUUCUGUAACCGCGGUAUGAAUAAUCCAUGGGCAAUUGCAUCUCUUCAGAAGACUCUUGAGCUGGCGCCAGAACUGGCACAUCGGGGGACCAUUGCUGCUUGUUUGGGUUAUCGGUAUGCACCUGUGGAAUCUGAGAAUGGGGUUAGAACGCAGAAGGAAAAAGAUGAGGAUGAGGAGUUUUUUCUAGGAGAAGCUGUUAAGGGUGAUGGAAGGUGGUUGGGGAAAUUGAUGGAAGAUCAUACGGCUAAAGAUUGGAGGGAUAGUAUUCGUGCUUCUUUUGGGCCGGGGAGUGGGAGUCACACGCGGGUUUUGGUGGUGGGAAGUAGUAGGAGUGGAUGUUUUCCUGCGGAGGGGGUGAUGAAGAUUGUGGAAUUAGUUAAUGGUGGGGAUGGAAAUGAAGGAAAGGAAAGGGAUGGGAAUGCACGAGGGGUGGUGGUUGAUUGGGGUGGGCAUUGGUGUUAUUGGGAGGAUCCGAAGAGGUUUGAUGAUUUGGUGUUGGUAUCCCCAAUAAAUAAAGACUCUUCAACUGACAACAAUCUUUCAAUCGGCAUCGAGAAAAAGCAACCAACCAACCAAUCAAUCAACCCAAUGGCGCGUUUUGUUUCUGGCCUCCGGGAGGAGAGAGCUUGGGGAGGAGAUGCAGAGAGCGACGAGGAGCUUUUGCUCCCAGCAGUUGCCGCCGCCGCCGCCCGCCUUAUCUCCCGCCCUCCCUCUCCUCUCCUCCCCCUCUUCGUCACCCCCGCCGCCGCAACAACACCCGCCGCUGCAUCCCUUCUCACCCACCUCACCCUCUUUCCCUCUCCCCGACCCUCCCCCUCUCCUAUGGUCGCCGCCCCGCCUCCUCCGGGAGUUUAUGAUCGUUUUUUUGGUGCUGGCGCGCCCCCGGCACAUUUUUGGACGUUUCUUGGUUUUGUUUUGACAGUAAUUUUUGCUUUUUGUAUCUUCUUAAAGGAGAUGAUGACUUGUAUAAUUAUAUAA